Molecule: messenger RNA, 1264 nt
Organism: Triticum aestivum (bread wheat)
Lineage: Eukaryota; Viridiplantae; Streptophyta; Magnoliopsida; Poales; Poaceae
Product: putative low molecular weight protein-tyrosine-phosphatase slr0328
Exons: 7
Coding region: 108-986 (292 amino acids)
Biological process (GO): protein dephosphorylation
Molecular function (GO): protein tyrosine phosphatase activity
Source: RefSeq, a predicted model, not a curated record
AUACCGCGCUUGUCUCUAGCGCUACCGGCCGAGACGAGAGCCGGCGCGACGCGAGCCAUUCGCUCACUCGCUUCACAAAUCCACGAACCUUAGCUCGCCGUCCGGCCAUGGUCGCUGCAACCGUCGCGUCGACCUCCACCGCCGCCGCGUACUCGUCCUUGGCUCCGAACCCGACAGCGCGUGACCCGGUUAGGAGGCGCACUACUCAUCCACUUGUGGCAGUCACCAAUCGCCACGUGCACUGCCGCACUGUGACCAGUCUCCGCCAGAUUCACCCUCGCGACCACUUCGCGAACCCUCCGCGGCCCCUAUUCGUGGCGUCGGCGGCGGAAGCGGAAGCGGAAGAGAUGGCCGCGGAGGCGAGUACUCCGGCGCCGGCCGAGGCCAGCGGGAAGCCCUUCGCCGUCCUCUUCGUCUGCCUCGGGAACAUUUGUAGGAGUCCUGCAGCUGAGGCCGUCUUCCGGAACCUCGUCAGCAAGCGCGGACUUGAGUCCAAGUUUCAGAUAGACUCUGCUGGGACCAUAGGUUAUCAUGAGGGAAAUAAGGCCGACUCAAGGAUGAUAUCAACUUCCAAGAAGCGGGGGAUUGAGGUGACCUCAAUAUCCAGGCCUAUCAAACCCUCAGAUUUCCGAAAUUUUGAUCUUAUCCUUGCAAUGGACAGGCAGAAUUAUGAAGACAUUUUGAGUUCAUUUGACAGAUGGCAACACAAGGAGACUCUCCCAGAUAGUGGACCCAAGAAGGUUAAGCUGAUGUGCUCCUAUUGCAAGCGGCAUACGGAGUCUGAAGUUCCAGAUCCUUACUAUGGAGGCGCUAAGGGAUUUGAAAAGAAAUUCAGGGGCCGUUUGGAAUCACUCCGCUCUGUAACUCCGCCGCGGAGCGGAGCGGCAUGCAGUUCAAUUUUAGCGAGCGGCGAAAGGGGUGCUCCGCCCGCUCCGCUCUCUGGCGGAGGAGCAGAGGAUUCCCGAACACAGCCUCAAUAUAGCUAAUCAAGUACUGGAUCUGCUGGAAGAUGCAUGCGAGUCAUUACUUGACAGCAUCAUGGCGGAGAAUGAAAACAUUUCUGCUUGAUCUCAGAAUGAAUUUCCCUGAGCCAAUGUAAGCGUCACAUUUUAAUUUGAUUGUACCAGGGAUCAGUUGCAAAGAUGUGGAUUAGCUUUCUGUGAGCCAUCAUCUCUUCAGCCCAGAUAAUUGUAAUGAUAAUUAACUAAAAAUACACUCUCUCAUCACCAUGCGUAUAUAUGUGUUAGGCUGGAUACAUUUCAUA